AUGUACCUGCUGCUCUGCAUGCUGGUGCUCACAGACCUCGGCAUCUCUACCUGCGUUGUGCCAAAGGCCCUGUGUAUAUUUUGGUUCAAUUUGAAAGGUAUCACUCUGAGUGGCUGCCUCACACAAACUGCCUUCCUUGGCGUGGUUUCUGCGACGCACUCAGCCAUCCUGGUGGCAAUGGCCUUCGAUCGCUACGUUUCCAUAUGUAACCCUCUGAGAUACGCCACCAUCCUCAGCAAUGCACGGAUAGCUAAGCUAGGGCUGGUCAGUUUAAUAAGAGGGAUUGUCUAUGUGCUGCCUGUGCCCCUGGUGCUGAGCCGGCUGCCGUUCUGUGACAACCGUAUCAUCCCUCACACGUACUGUGAGGGUAUGGCUGUGGCAAAGAUUUCAUGUGGGGACCUCACAUUCCUCAGGCUCUAUGGCUUGGUGAUGGGACUUGUCCUUACUGGGAUAGACCUGUUGCUCAUUGCCCUGUCCUACUGUCUGAUCAUCAGGGUCAUUUUUAGUAUCUCUUCCAGGAAAGCCCACCUGAAAGCCCUCAACACCUGCACAGCCCACAUCGGUGUUAUGCUGAUGUCUUAUACUCAAUACCUCUUCUCCAACCUGACACAUCGGUUUGGUCAGGACAUCGCUCCCCACGUUCACAUCAUCUUGGUCAACGUCUAUGUCCUUGUCCCUCCCAUGCUCAACCCCAUCAUUUAUGGGGUCAAAACCCAAGAGCUCCGUGACAAAAUGAGGAAAAACAUCUGCAGAAUGUGA
Messenger RNA from Pelodiscus sinensis (Chinese soft-shelled turtle), 759 nucleotides. RefSeq names its product olfactory receptor 52N4-like. Lineage: Eukaryota; Metazoa; Chordata; Testudines; Trionychidae. Gene Ontology annotation, biological process: G protein-coupled receptor signaling pathway. The record is from RefSeq and is a predicted model, not a curated record. Gene Ontology annotation, molecular function: olfactory receptor activity. Gene Ontology annotation, cellular component: plasma membrane.